Molecule: messenger RNA, 1355 nt
Organism: Durio zibethinus
Lineage: Eukaryota; Viridiplantae; Streptophyta; Magnoliopsida; Malvales; Malvaceae
Source: RefSeq, a predicted model, not a curated record
UCUUGUGUUCCUCUAAUGAGGUGGAUUAGAGGACCUGCCAUAGGCCGUGGCGCCACAGCUACCGUAUCGCUAGCCACCGCCACCCCUUCUGGUGAGCUUUUCGCCGUUAAGUCCACUGAGUUAUGUCACUCAAUGUUCUUACAAAGAGAGAAUUAUCUCUUGUCCAAAUUAAGUUGUCCUCGUAUUGUUAAAUACAUAGGCUAUAAUGUAACAAAUGGAACAAAUAACAAGCCUAUGUACAAUCUUUGCAUGGAGUAUGUCCCCGGUAGCACGCUUUUCAAGGAAAUUCAAAGGGUAGGAGGGAGAUUGGAUGAAGAGAAAGUUAGAUUGUACAGUCAGCAGAUUUUACAAGGUUUGAAUUAUCUUCAUGAUAAUGGGGUGGUACAUUGUGACAUCAAGAGCCAAAAUAUUUUGAUAGGUAAAGAAGGUGCAAAGAUUGCUGAUCUUGGUUGUACUAAAUUGAUGGGAAAAGUUGGUUCUAAUGGAGGUUUUGACACGUCAGCAUUUUCCGGUACACCGUCUUUCAUGGCACUUGAGGUGGCACGUGGGGAGGAUCAGGGUUUUGAAGCUGAUAUAUGGGCUCUUGGAUGCACAAUUAUAGAGACGAGCACUGGGAAUUCCCCAUGGCCAGAGCUGAAUGAUCCGGUUUCAGCUCUUUAUAAGUUUGGAUUUUGGGGUGAAAUACCUGAGAUUCCAAAGUGGUUAUCUGAGAAAGCCAAGGAUUUUCUGAGAAAGUGUUUGAAAAGGGAUUCAAAGGAGAGAUGGACAGCUAAAGAAUUGCUUCAACAUCCAUUUCUAGAAGAAUUGGAUACACUUUUAAAGGAAGUAAAGGAAUCUACCAUCAAUUCUCCAAGUUCUGUGCUAGAUCAUGGUUUCUGGGAUUCAUUGGAUGUGGUGGAAAGUCCUGAGAAUUCGAUUCCUCGAGAGAUUUCCUUGAAGUCUCCGACUGACACGAUCAAGAAAUAGCUUCAAGGCACUCUGUCACCAUCUUCCAAUGCUUCUUGUUGGACGUGGAGUGAAGAUUGGAUAACAGUUAGAAGCAGUGGCAAUGACAUGGUAGAAGAUGAUUUUGCAUUUGCAACUCCAUCAUUCCUGGAUCCUUUUGAAGAAGAACUUGAAAUUGAAAGCUCAAUCUUAGAUGGGGAUUUUUUGUUAGAAAAUUCUAUAGAAAAUGUUAUUGAUUUUAGCAGUAUUUUGGCAUUUGAUAGUGUAACAGAUGAUUUUUUUUGUAUCAGACAAUCUCAAUGUUGAGACAGUAUUCAAUGAAAUUUCUUGUUCUAUUCCAAUCCCAUCUUCCAUAUUUGAUUUCUACAAAAUUUCCUUUGCAGGCAGACAUGACCGGCCGGCGAUCAACU